ACAAAUACGACGUCGUUGAAAAGCGAUUCGUUUUCUUGAACCAAACACACGCAGUGAUCGAAAGAAGAGUUGGGUGAGAACUGAACAUUGUUUCGAGAAUUCAAUUGCAGGAAAACGAUAACGAUUCGCAAAGAAACGAUGAUCAGCAUUCUAACCCAGGAGCGGCUACUAGGUGCUUCACUCGGAGUGAUUUUGACCGGUGCGGUUGUAUUGGAGCAACGCAGAUACAUCUACUCUUCCAUUUCCAAUUCUCAAUCUCAAUCUCAGGUUAGAGAACCGAUAUUUGGGAAGAAAGCACGUUCUGAAUUCGCACACUUAUGGAACAAGACUGUGGAUCAGGCUUUUGGACCUUUGAUAAAGUCUCUCAGCUCACGUGGAUGGUAGAAACGUUUUGAGUGAUUUUACUACUCUAAGUACUAUAUUGUGUAGUGGUGAUGUCAAAACAAGCUAUACUUGGUCUUAUUCUUUUCGCCUGCGUAUUCUGAAUUGUUUGUUAAACAGUUUUACACACGGGCAGUGGUGACAAUGUUAGAAGGCCAAUGUAAUUUUGUUCGUAUGUUCCUUCAAUAUAUGCAUCAAAAUACCUUAUUUUUC
This is a messenger RNA of Lotus japonicus, 594 nucleotides long. RefSeq lists its product as uncharacterized. Bases 139 to 384 code for a protein of 81 amino acids. NCBI's taxonomy places the organism in Eukaryota, Viridiplantae, Streptophyta, Magnoliopsida, Fabales, Fabaceae. The transcript has 3 exons. The record is from RefSeq and is a predicted model, not a curated record.